Pelobates cultripes (western spadefoot toad) is the source of this 347-nucleotide messenger RNA. NCBI's taxonomy places the organism in Eukaryota, Metazoa, Chordata, Amphibia, Anura, Pelobatidae. The record is from the annotation of a GenBank genome assembly.
UGCCCAGAAGAAGGAGAAGAAAAGAAAAAGAAAGAAGGAAACUAGCUGAAGGAACGGUAAGGAGAGCAGAGCAAAAAGGAGAGCAAAAGGAAUAUGAAAAGGAGGGGAAAGCAGAAGAAGAGCAAAAGAAAAUGAGGGGAAGCAGAAGGAGAGCAAAAGAAAAGGAAUGGAAAGCAGAAGCAAAGCAAAAGAAAAGGACAGGAAAGCAGAAGGAGAGCAAAAGAAAAGGAGAGGAAAACAGAAUGUUAGCAAAAGAAAAGGAGGGGAAAGCAGAAGGAGAGCCAAAGAAAAGGAGGGGAAGCAGAAGAAGAGCAAAAGAAAGGGAAUGGAAAGCAGAAGGAGAGUAA